This is a messenger RNA of Clunio marinus, 530 nucleotides long. The record is from the annotation of a GenBank genome assembly. NCBI's taxonomy places the organism in Eukaryota, Metazoa, Arthropoda, Insecta, Diptera, Chironomidae.
GCCUCUCGGUUUGUUGUUAUUCUUAACACAAAGACGUCAUGGCUGAACUAGAAAAUAUUAAUCCUAGUGUUUAUAAAAAGACAGAAGAGCGACCUUUAACUGAAAAUGAGUUGAAUGAAGACGUUGUUGAUCCUAUUGAUGAGAGAGAAGUUUUUGACUUAAUACGAGACAUCAAUGACCCCGAGCAUCCAUUGACACUUGAAGAACUUCAUGUUUUAGAGCAGAGCAGAGUUACUGUAAAUAAUGAGAGAGGAGAAGUUUUUGUUAACUUUACUCCUACAAUUCCACAUUGUUCAAUGGCAACUUUAAUAGGAUUAAGCAUAAGAGUGAAGUUACUCAGAGCUCUUCCACCUCGUUUUAAAAUAUCUGUUGAGAUAACACCAGGAACACAUUCAUCUGAAAACGCAAUCAAUAAGCAACUCAAAGAUAAGGAACGUGUUGCUGCCUCGCUUGAAAACAGUCAUCUUAUGCAAGUAGUUAACGAAUGCAUUAGCAUAACAAAGCAAAGUCAAUAAAAUCUGCUAUCAUAC